Ciona intestinalis (vase tunicate) is the source of this 2403-nucleotide messenger RNA. The record is from RefSeq and is a predicted model, not a curated record. NCBI's taxonomy places the organism in Eukaryota, Metazoa, Chordata, Ascidiacea, Phlebobranchia, Cionidae.
UUGUUAUAACUGUAAAAUCGCCAAUUUAUUUAAACUCGCAAAAAAUUAACAAAACUGGACAGCAGGAUAUUUUUUCAAAGGGGUUAAAUUUAACUUAGAAUGUAGAAGUUUUGAUAAAAGCAGGGGAAACUUUCAGUUUAGCAUUGCAAUCUAUCUUUAUUAAGUUUAGAUUCCGUCGGUCGUUAUUAGACUCAGGUUUAAAUAAGGGUUGUUUUGUAUAAUGAAUGUAAGGUGGAUCAGCCUUGCCUGUCUUGUGCUGGUAUUUGCGGCUUACCAAAUCGAAGCACAGCAAAUCACUUGUGCCCCUAAUAAUGGGGGUUGUUCACACACUUGUCUAUUCCGUGGAACUGGAAACCGAACGUGUGGUUGUCCGUGUGGCUUUGCUCUGGACUCUAGUUUGACUAACUGUGUACCCAGCAACCCAUGCAACGUGGAUCUGUAUAUUCUCAUCGAUGUCUCAAUGAACACCGACCCUAUUGCCUGUAUUCUUAAUACCGCAUUCACAAACUGGCUUACUUGGCGAAACAACGUUGUCGGUGUACUAAAUUCAUUUGUAGCUGACGAUGCGGGCUCGACGUACCACGUCGGAGUACAAACUUUUUCUUCAGGCUUCCCAACCACCAUUAAUCUGUACAACGAUACGAACCUUCAGCCAGCCAUAACUACAUUAAGUACCACAGCAACCCCAACGUGUACAGCUCUAGGAGAGUUUAUCAGCCAAAUCACGUUUGCGGUCGAGAGUUUUCCAUCACUCACAAAUUUCCAAUACAGAGGUCCUGGUGUACGAAGAGACCCCAUGACAACAUCUCGUAUCGCAAUGGUUUUAAAUGCUGGACCCGGGGGUACUAACUUAGCUGCGAUAAAUGCCCGUUUACCGACAAUCAUGUCCCAGAUGGAUGAUAUUUUGGUUGUAACUUCGAAAAUCAUUGCCGAUAACACUCAAUCUGCAUUAAACGAAGAUAUUAGCAGGCUUGCUGCGUGUGGGAGCACUGCUGCCGCUUGUGGCGAUGUGUUUUAUUUUGACUCCCCUAACUCUGAUGGCCUGGCAGUCAGUGGAGCAAACCUCAAGUCAAAGAUGAACACAAGCGCGUGUUUGGCAAGGCGGGGAGGCGCCACUCCUGUUGUCACUACCAACUGUGGGCAGACGUUCACAGCCACCAUACCGAAGUGCCUACUCAACGGUCUUACCCUCUCGGACCUCUCUUUAUCGGACCCUUUGUGUACAAUUACCGGCGUUGAGUCCGGAAGCAACUACAUUGUUAGCAUCCCGUUCAUCGGUUGUGGCAUAACAACAUCGGCGUUUGUUGACAGCAGCGGAAAUCCUAAGACCAAUUUCACUCAAAUUAUCCAAACCCGAAACAUCUCUGCCAACCAAAUACUACCUAGUUUUAGUACAAAAGUACAAUGCCACUACGCGGCUUACGUGGAACCUCCAGUCGUCGUGGCAUUAAACAAAAGCUUCAACGGGACAGCAGCCUCGGGGAGCACUUUUCAACUUGAAACAUUAGCAUUUAAAGACAGCUCAUACACCACACGUUACAUGUCAACUGACUGUAUACCCGUAGACACGAGCGUUUAUUUGCGAGCAUCAGCUGCCCUUUCAUCGGUGUUAACGCUUAAAGUGUGGAGCAUGCACGCAACGCCAUCAGCAAAUGAGAAUGAUGCUCAAUCUUACCCCAUGAUAACUGCCGGGUGCGCAGUGGAUAGUUCGGUUGUUAUUCUACCGAGUGCAAGCAACGAAGUGAAGAUCAAAUACAACAUGUUUGAGUUUUCUUCAACCGCGACCGCAUCGAACGCCAACAAGUUACCGGUUUAUCUUCACCUAUCUUUUAACCUGUGUGUGGUGAACGAUACGAGUGCCGCGUGCACACAAACUUGUACACAGCAGCCUGGUCGUCGCAAGCGUUCACUUGCAGACGUAAAAGUAUCCCGAGUGAAGACUCUUGGACCAUUUAAAGUUGGAAGCAACAAGCAAGGGCCAUUGAAUGAGAACUUUAGCCCUACACACGUUUUGAUCAGGCGUGGGCAGAUCAACCACGGGUAUUUGAACAACGUAACCCUCUUGAUGAUGGCAAUUUUCGCUGUUUUCGUGAUAGAGGUAAUUCGUGUUCGACGUUCAAAGCUCCAGAAAGUGAAGGAAACUAAAAUAGCUCUUACAGAAGAGGUGGUGUUACAACCGAAUGAAGAGAAGGUUGACCUCAGUAAAGAGUGAUUCUAACUGGUAGUUCUUACCAAAAAAGCUGAUUUGUACAUAGCAACUAAGUUAAUGGACCGUCAAGUGCCUUUACUACAACAGCAUGAAUAAUUAAAAGUCUCCAAAACGGAUCUGGCCUUUAGGUCUUGUUUAGCAAUAGUCACAAAGAAUCGUCAUGUAAUCGGAAUACACGUAUAAGUAAUUAAAAA